AUGGACAGAAAUGCCAAUGCAUACAGUGAACUAUUUUAUCAUUGUGUACAAGUAUUAAAUGAAUAUGAUAAUAAUAUAUCCGAAGAAACAUUUUUAGAACAUUAUUUUCAAGAAAAUGAAGUUCCGAAUGAAACAUUCGUAUCAACAAUAUUAUUUGAUUGUAUACGACAUUCAACACUACUUAAAACCAUAACCAAUAUUUUUUAUGCUACAGAUGGCAUUCAUAUUCGAAGAUCAGAACAUAAUAUUUUUAAAAUUAUUAUUUAUCUUAUCUUUUUUCAACUUGAUACAGUUGGAUUAAAACUAUUACGUGGUUUUAUUAAUUCUGUUCAAUUAAAUCGAAUGCAUCAAUUGUUAAAAUUUUUAAUCAAUGAAAAUCAUCUUGAAACAAUUCAGAAAGAAUGUAUGAAAUUAUAUGAACAAGAAUAUAUUGAUGAUAAAAUUGGUCGAGUUAUUAAAGCGUAUGUUAAAUGA
This is a messenger RNA of Rotaria sp. Silwood2, 474 nucleotides long. NCBI's taxonomy places the organism in Eukaryota, Metazoa, Rotifera, Eurotatoria, Philodinida, Philodinidae. The record is from the annotation of a GenBank genome assembly.